AUGUCGCACCCCCGCAUAGAAGAAGUCAGCGACAGCGACAGCGACAUGUCGGACCCCAGCGAGGGCGACAUCGCCGACUUCGCCGAAUCCGACAUCCUGCGCCCGAUCUCCAAACCCGCCGCCCCCUCAUCCUCCACCUCGCGGCCAGCCCAACCACAGAUGGUCCACCCCUCGCAACAGCAAAACGCCCCGCAGAUCCAGCCCUCCGACAUAAAAGACUACCAAAUGCUCUACCCAAUCUACUUCGACGCAACCCGCACGCGCGCCCAAGGCCGCCGCGUGCCUGCCUCCCUAGCCGUGAAAAACCCACUCGCGCGGGAAAUCGCGUCCGCGUGCGCGAACCUACGCCUGCAGCCCGUGUUCGAAGCGCACCGCCUGCACCCGAAGGACUGGGCGAACCCGGGACGGGUCCGAGUGAAGCUCUCCAAACAGCCCCCCAAUACCCCGUUUGCAGUCAAGAACAAACACCACCUGUAUAUCCUGGUAGCGCGCCACCUGCAGCAGAACCCGACGACGGAGCACAGCGAUGCCCUGCGCAAGGUGCGCGUACCGGGGCUCGGCGUACCUGAGGACGGCGAGCCCUGGCCAAGACCGGCGGUGCCCCGCGGCUGGAAGCUGGGCGAGCUGCUGCCGGCGUAUAGUGCGGCUAUGACGGGCGGUGGGGUGAGUGAGAACUCGUUUGCGGAUAUGAUGAAGGAAAUGCAGGGGGGUGGGGGGGAUAUGAUGUCGAUGCUGGGCCAGGGUAUGGGCGGUAUGGGUGGAGGGGGGCCGGGUCCGGGUGGUGCUGGGGGGAAUGACGGGGGUGGGAAGAAGGGCAAGAAGGGGAAGGGGAAGGCGUGA
This is a messenger RNA of Anthostomella pinea, 840 nucleotides long. The record is from the annotation of a GenBank genome assembly. NCBI's taxonomy places the organism in Eukaryota, Fungi, Ascomycota, Sordariomycetes, Xylariales, Xylariaceae.